CGCGUGCGCACACACGCCAUGGCGCUGCCGCGGCAUCUGCUGCUGGAGUUGCUGCUGUACGGCAUCUGUUUUAUAUGUGGGAUCGUUACAGCGGCCUCCGUUACUAUCUCACAGGGUAGCUUUGCUGGGAAGUGUAUGCUAUAUGGUUCAGUACGUGUGAACUCCUCCAUCAGUGUGCUCUCAUCCACUUCUCCCUCACUGUGCUACUUUGUGUCAGCCAUAUCAGUGUGUGUGGCUGUUUUCUGCUUCUCCCUCACCCUAUACUGGAUCUACACCAGCCGUGUUGAUGGAGAGGUGAAAAGAGAGAAAUUAUGCAUGAACAUUACCCUCGGCAUGUGUGGAGUUUUCCUUUUCUUUCUCUUGGUUACGGGAUGCAUCCUGAAAAUUGGCAGAGAUCGACUGUGUGACUCAGUGCUCAUUCAAAUCACAAAUAUAACUAGGUGUGAAGAAGCACAAAAUAACUUUUGGAUGAGCCCUAUUAAUGGAAACCAGUUCUACUCAAACCUACACAAUGCAGAGACGGCAGUAUGGGUGAACCUGUUCUUAUGGAUGAUCAUAGCUGUUCUGGUUCUGGUCCAGCGUAAACUAGGGUCAGAAAACAGGACAGGAGGAGAGGACCCGUCAGCCGCCCCCUCUGAAACGGAACCCUUCUUCAACCCGGGACAUCCUUAGUGAAAUAUAUGUCUCUAAAACGGUCUACAUUCCACAUGAACACACACAUACUAGCACAUACGUAACACUUGCUCUCACUUUCACACUGCUGGCUAGCAUUCGGCUAGCCGAGGAGAGAGGAUUUUGGCAGCAUCAGUAUACAGCCUUGAUUUUUUUUUUUUUUCUAGCAUUGCCAGGGGUUAGUUGCCAUGGUUACUGAUCUGUGGCUGGCAGCACAGACCUGGCAGGUGAGAGUGUGCGGUUGCCAGAUUGGUAGUGUGACCUGAACUGAUCGAGACAUCGCGUUCCAUAAAAACAUCAAAUUUGACAAUGUUUUCGCAUUUUUUAAGAGCAGCAAAACAAUAUAAAAAAUAAAAGCGAAAAGACAUCUCUAUAUUUCUAAGAAUAUUGUUUGUGCCCUUUGCAUUAUUCUGGUGUUUUAUUCCAUGGCUAAAAAUGCCACGAGUGGAAAUGUCAGUUUAAAGGUAUGCCUGAAAUAACUGCCAUUCAAUUUAACCUGGUUGAGUUGGUGUUAACCCAAGCCAACCCACUGUACUGUCAUUUUUGAAUGGUCUAACACAAGUAAAGUCACUGUACAUUUUUGCCCUCUGCUGUCUGCUUACAUGUAUUACUUUAUAAAUCCCAUCAGAUGGUGCUUGUGUCCCUGUUUUGUGGGUUAGGAAUCUCCCAUAAUUGCCAUUUUCCCUAAUUUCACAUUUCUCCUAUUUGUAGUCCUUGGCGAGUUGACGUCCUUAACAUGAGCAAAACUGCUUGAGAGUGUCUUUCUGAGAGAGUUUAGAUAUUCUUAUAUCUUGUGCCCAGCAGAGAUAUUUUUAAUGGGGUUUUUCUGUACACAGUCACGGGAGAUUGGUGUGUGUGUUUGGGAUGACAGGGAAAUAAAUCCAUAAUUUGGCCAGUGAUGGUAUCUGCUUUCUGCAGGCCAAGUGCCAUAUCUGAGCACUAAAGUCCUCAAAAACACAGCGUCCUUCUGCCCUUCUCUGCAGCACAUAGUGCCCAUGUUUAUGUCAGUCAUUACAUGGUUUAUACGGCUUACCUAAUAAUUACUCUCUGUGCAGUUUUUAUACAUUCUCUUUUAACUUCCCAUAUUUGUUUUGUGAAAAACUACUGUUCAUACAUAUGCACAGUUUUUUUUUAUGGAUACAAAAUCUGUUGUAUACCCAGUAUGCCGGAGUCUAAGUUUAUGCGAACCUUUCAAAGUACAUGCAAAUAAAUUGGUCAACCCAGUAUUUUUA
Xyrauchen texanus (razorback sucker) is the source of this 1904-nucleotide messenger RNA. It is a transcript of the gene tmem179ba, whose product is annotated as transmembrane protein 179Ba. Lineage: Eukaryota; Metazoa; Chordata; Actinopteri; Cypriniformes; Catostomidae. The record is from RefSeq and is a predicted model, not a curated record. The transcript is spliced from 5 exons. Bases 19 to 672 code for a protein of 217 amino acids.